CAGCCUCGGGGGCAUGGGUCUGCUGGUCAGCGGACUCUGCAUGGCCACCAAGAACCUGCAGGUGACCAUGCCCGGACACUACGUCCUGCACCCCCGCACGGGCACGUGCUUCAGCCCGCAGCAGGCGCUGGCCAUACAGAGUCUUUGACGCUUCACCGAGUGUGAACUUGCUCUACUGUGCCUUUUAAAAUGGCUGCGCCGAACCCAAACCCAGAGCGAGGAGCAGGAAGCUGCUGCUGCUGGAAAGCACCCACAUUGUUUUGUGAUGGAAUGAAGCGCGGCUUCAAUGAGACCAGCACCACGGUUCCUCUGUGCAUCUGCAUUCUUUGCUACCAUCACCUCACGCCAACGCAGUGCCUUGACCACAGUCACUAUUAUCCAGCUCUCAGCUUUGCUUUCCUUGUUGUAAUGUUACUGUGAGCCGGUUAACGAGUAGCUGGUGCCUCUGUGGGUGGCGUCGCCUCUGAUUGUUUAUUUAAAAGAAAAACACACGCUGAGAGGAUGAGAGAUGCAGCGUUGUGUCCCGGCGAAGCCGCCAUGAACACUUACUCAACAGAACAGCGGCGUGACGCUGAGUCGUCACCGGCGUGGCACAAGGUGACCUCUCCACCUAGGGGCACCUGCAACCCGAUCCCCCACCCGGGCCGGGUCGGGCCGGAGCAGGCUGUCUCCAGGCUGUAAUGAGCAGCCGAGCGGAACCCUGGGCGCCCGUUCUCCGCCCUCACCUUCAAGGACGACCGCCAGCCCUUGUGACAGGCACCAGUAGGAGCUGCGUGGGCCGAGGCAGCACAUGGCGGAGGGGAAGCCCUAUCGGUACGGGCUGAUGGCGGCGGGCCUGUGCGUGGUGGCGCUCGGCCUCUUCGUCAUGACGCGGGAGCGGCCGCACGUCUACGCCACCAUGUGCCUCCUGGGCGUCGCCAUGGUGACCGCAGGGACGGUGUGGAGCCUCUGUCAGUGCUACCCCAAGGUGGUGGUGGCCCCUCGCGUUCAGGAGAAAGACCUGGAGGGUCUCAUACGUCCUGCAGCUGAAAUGAAGGAUGAAAGAACGGCUGAGGCAGCGCCCAGUGUGCGUGGAGGGCAGUCCAGCAGCAGCAGACUCCUGCCUGAAGCCCACAGCUGUCCCACGUUACACCUGGUCUGAAGGAGGGUUCCAGCACAACUCUGGAAUGGACAGCGUGUUAUUUUCAGAACAUCACAUGAUUCAUUUUCACAACUACCUGAACUGACUCCAACUGUGGACAUUUGAAGCAAACAAAGUAAUUUUAUUUGGUUUGAAUUAUGAUUUUUCUUAUUGUAUAAUAACAGAAAUAUCCUUUGUAUGAAGUGCAUUUACAUUAUUUCUUCACUCUCACAAUAAACACAAACUGAAUCAGUGAAA
This is a messenger RNA of Betta splendens (Siamese fighting fish), 1378 nucleotides long. Its product is annotated as barttin CLCNK type accessory subunit beta. Gene Ontology annotation, biological process: chloride transport. Gene Ontology annotation, cellular component: basolateral plasma membrane. The coding region runs from base 791 to 1141 and encodes 116 amino acids. The transcript has 4 exons. Gene Ontology annotation, molecular function: chloride channel regulator activity. NCBI's taxonomy places the organism in Eukaryota, Metazoa, Chordata, Actinopteri, Anabantiformes, Osphronemidae. The record is from RefSeq and is a predicted model, not a curated record.